GUGGCUGGGUGUGUGGCUGCCCACAUGCCCCAUAGACCAGUACCUCUUGACCCAGCCAGGCCCCAGCGCACACAGUUGCAGAAAGGAAAGAAACUCCCUUGACUUCAAAAUGACAUCUGGAGAAGCGAAAACAAGCCUCAAGAAUGUCUACCCAUCUGCCAAGAGGCUGUCCCUGAAGGCGGAGGAGGACAGGGAGACAGAGGAAUACUGCACCCCUGGAGCCUUCGAGCUGGAGCGGCUCUUCUGGAAGGGCAGUCCCCAGUACACGCACGUCAACGAGGUCUGGCCCAGGCUCUACAUUGGCGAUGAGGCGACGGCGCUGGACCGCUAUGGGCUGCAGAAGGCAGGCUUCACGCACGUGCUGAACGCGGCGCACGGCCGCUGGAACGUGGACACCGGGCCCGACUACUACCGCGACAUGACCAUCGAGUAUCACGGCGUCGAGGCCGACGACGUGCCCACCUUCGACCUCAGCGUCUUCUUCUACUCCGCAGCGGCCUUCGUGGACUCUGCGCUUCAGGACGACCGCAAUAAGAUCCUGGUUCACUGCGCCAUGGGUCGCAGCCGGUCAGCAACCCUGGUCCUGGCCUACCUAAUGAUCCACAGGAACAUGACUCUGGUGGAUGCCAUCCAACAAGUGGCCAAGAACCGCUGCGUCCUACCCAAUCGGGGCUUUCUGAAGCAACUUCGAGAACUGGACAAGCAGCUGGUACAGCAGAGGCGACAGGCCCAGCGUGGGGACAUCCCGGAGGAGCCAUAGGGUCCUCUUCGUCAUCAAACACUGACUCUUGGGAUGGAGGAUGAAAGGCUGAAAUGGCACUGUCCUGUGACUUUAGUCACAGAGAAGGGACAGUGAAACCAAAGCUUGACUUCUUCAUAAUAAUCUUAUUAAACUUCCCAGUGUGUGCUGAGAGCAGGGAGGCUUCAGAGCCGCCUCCUGGCAGAGUCCAGGCCUCAGCCCCGUGGGGGGAGACUGGCGCCCGGCUCAAUUGGUUGCAGAUGAGAGCACCGUUCUGCACAGUCUCCUGUGAUUUUUUUUUUUUUUUUAAGAUGGAAACAGAAAAGGAUUUUAAAAUGUGUGGGAAUUGUGUUGUGAUUAAAUGUUUGGCUUUGUCUGAACGAAAAGUUACAUUCUUAUAAAAAAUAAUUUUAAAAUAGAACUUGAUUUUCUAUAAACACAGAAAAGUGCCUGUGCAGCUGUUACAGGAGAGCUUUCACAGGUAUCAGGGAAGGGGGUGCACCCGCAUUCUUUACCCAUGGAAUCCCCAGGUCACCAUCCUCGGAUGCUGCUGGCCUGGCAGGGGUAGGGAGUGGGGUCCUAAGCCCCUUAGAGCCCCUUGCCCUUGGCUUCCUGCCUGCCUCAGGGAGCCAGGGCUCUUCUGAAUGGUGGCCAGAACUGCCACUACUCAGACAAAUUCAAUAAAUUGUGGCAAAUUUGGACAAGCAAGAGUUUGGCUUUAUAAUCUUGCACAAAAUGAGGGAAAGGAUGACACUUCCCAGCAGACCAGGAUCCUGCCUCUAGUCAGAGCAGCUGGGACUGGGUUGUUUUCAGCCCCACCAGGAAGUAUUUAUAAAGGGGUCUGCUGUGGCAUGGGAGGAUGGGGCAGCCAGUGGGGCUCAGGGCUGAGGUCAGCUCUCACAGCUAAGCCGCUCACUGUGAGCAUGUGUGCUCUGUUCUUGAGAAAACAGUAGCAGCACCAAGUGGGUAGUGGUGACUUCUGGAGCCAGGAACCUGAACCAGACUGAACCCAAAGAGAGAUGCUGGGGGUGAAGAUACUAGCAGUCAAGGACCAGAAAUGGAAACCACCUGGAAAAAGCCAAGAGCAUGAGUCCUCCCGGGAAACAAUGAAAAAGGGUCAGGUCUCCAGUUUGGUUGUGAUUCUCAAUAGAAUAAAAGAGGGAGUUCUUGCUAGAGGGAGGUAAGAGUCCAGGGAAUCAGCAGCUGGAUAAAGCCACCCAACAGUCUCCCUAUGACCUCAGGGAAGUUGUGUCCUGGGCCCUUAUACCAGGACUUGGUUCCUCAGGACUGCCCUGGUUCUGCUCUGGGAGGGUCACCUUGGCCCAAGAGAAGUCUGGUCCUCAGAUUAACAUGCACAUGAAGGGGAUUCCCCUGAGAAGUCCCCUCCCGGCCACCAUGUUAAAACCCUGAAACAUUGCAAGGGAAUUGCAAAGCAAAAAGGCAAAGCUGAAAUGGAAAUAUGUUUAGUAAACUGAUCUUGGCGGGUAAGAUUGAAAAGAUGGGAUGUUCCCUCUGAAAUUGGGACAGGGCUAAAUGGGACAGGGGUUAGGCUGGAUCAGCCACAACUCUUGUGAUUGUGAGGGAGAGAACAGUGUUGUAGGGGCAUAAUGACCAAGGGUGAUGGAAUUGCUUGACAACUCAGGUUGGAGUGUAAUGGGAGCCAUGUAUGGGCUCUUGGGAAAGAGAUGCAGACCUAAAGACUCAUAGUGAUCUCUACCUGGGUUUUCCUAUCACGGCAUUCCAAUGGCUGCUCUCUGAACAGUUUUCUCUUAGGUCUGAUCUAUUCCAUGCCCAGACACAAAUCAUUACUUCUAUUUUAAUGAACUAUUUACAUUUAAAUGAAUUCCCUUUAGGGAGGAUGUGUUUUCUUGAGCAUCUACCACCCUUGUAUCUCCCUGUAUGCCACCAUCUCUUUGUAAAGCUAAGUCCUGCUGAUGGCAGAAGCAGCAGAGAACUUAACACUAGAGGGUCUGACUCUUCUGGUGACUCCUGAAAGCCAGAGAUAGAAGAAAGUUUUUCCAAUAGUGUUUCACAUCUUCACAAGUAAAAUGUUCAUUCGAUCCACAAAUAUUUGUUGAGAAUGUACUACAUGCCAACAGUUGCAUUAUAAUGGAGGCCAAAAAUAAAAACAAGUGUGGGUUGUAAUAGAAAUACAAUAAGGGAGAUGGGUGCUAAGGUGGGCAGCAAUAGGAAGCAUGGGGAGAGCAACCUACUUUAGAAGCCGAGUGGUGAAGGGCAACCUCUCUGACAAGUAAGCUUAGGCUUGAAGUCAGCACACCCUUCCAAGGUGGAGGGAGCACUCUAGGCUGAGGAACUGCAGGUCAGGUGACAGGGGAGUGCAAGGAAAGGGGUAGAGAGGUUAGGUUUUAUUCCCAGUGCAAAGAAAAACCACUGACAGAUUUUAAGCAGGGAAAUGGUGUGAGCUCUUUCAAGAUCACUCCAGAAAAAAUCACUUUGGCCGAAGUGUGGAGAAUGGGUUACAGGAAAUUGAGAAGGGAGACCAGAAGAUCAGUUAGGGGGGUGUUACAGGAAAGGGGAAGGUGGUCUGGACUGAUGAUGCCAGGAUUUGCGUUCAAGAUUAUUUUGGAAUUAUGCGGGAAGAGGGGAGGACUUGCUGAGAGGAGAGAAAUGAAGGUCAGCGAACUGGGUAUGACUUCAGUAUGGCAUGUCCAUAAGACACAGAAAGGUGUCCCGUCAUUUGAUCAGGACUCUAGAGCUCAGAGGAGUGUGCACAAUUGGAGAUACAAAUACAGUGAAGGGGUAGAACCUGAAGUCACCAUACUAGAUAAGGACACCAAGAGGAUGCUUCAGGCCAGAGUGUUGCAGAACAUGAACAUUUGCAGCCGGGCCUAGGUGGAAUCUGGGAAUGGGAACAAAGAAGGUAGCAGGCGUCAGGGGAGCCUGGGCACAGACACUGAAGGCACUGCUGGGUAACACAACGGUACUUACACUGUCAGUAUAUCAGGCUGACUGCAGAGCAAGGCUUGCUUGCAACAACAAAGGAACCUAUAUUUAUAUAGCACUUAACAGUUUUUACAGCAUCGUGUAUUCAUUAGUUAAGCCUUUAAACCAGAGAGGUGACGAGUUAGAGCCUUUUCCCGGGAUACAGUAUUUUAGGAGAAAGAGUUGUGAUUUGGGAAUCCUGGGUUUGUUUCAGCUUACAAAUUUUAGCUGGGUGAGUUCAGGCAAUUAGGUUAGCUUCUUUGAGCCUUGAUUUCCUGAUCUGUAAAUGAAAAUGACCACCCCAUUUCCCACACAGGGUGAGCAUGUGGAUCAGGCAGAAGGGCUGUUGGUGAAAGCUUUUUGUGACAAUGUUGUGAGUCGUUAUUUCUAAAACACCAUGUUGGUGAAAAAGGCCAAAGUCCGAGGCCCAUGUACCUAGGGUGGUGUCAUGAAAGUAGGUUGGCAACAGACGUUAGACUUUCAUGAAAUAAAUGAACAAGAACACAUUACUGGUUUUUAAAGAUGUGGCCUGUGAAUGAAUCCCAACCUAAUGGGGAGUGUAUUCAGUUGUGAUGAAUCCAAGUCCAAGUCCUGUUUUCCAGGAUCUGUGGUGUCACAUUCAGAUCUGAAUUUUCCAGCGAGUGGGUGGGUGAGGAGACAGCAAAUUGCUCUGCAGCCAUCCCAGCUGUGCAAUUUCUCUCCUAUGCUAAACCUUUCUGACCCCUCAAGAAUGUUGGAACUUGGGGCUCAAAGACAGCUCCCAGACGUGACUGUGCCAGUCUCUGUGAGACACAAGGUGUCUCUAGUGCUGGUCUUGAUCUGGUGUGGCAGGUUUGGGGCAGUGACUGGGAUUUGUCCACAAGCUAGCUAGAGGGCUGUGGGGCAGGCAGGAGUGGGCACAUUGGCGCUCCACAUUCCACAAACCCAACAGUGUAAUCAGCAAAGGGAACACAGGGGAGUCUCCAGGGUCCCCCAAAACUUAAAGCAAUAGGAAAGAGACUGAAAUCAUGACAGUUUCAAGGUGGGGCCUGUGGGAGUCCUGAGGCUUCCCAGGCUCAGGCAGCCUCAUGCCUGAUGGGUGGCCAUUUCUGACCUGCUACAACCAUGGAUUCAUACAAGCCACACACGGCCCAGUUGGGUGGAUGGGAAGUCAACUUUUGCCACAGCAGCCCUUGCAGAAGCAUCUUCCUGGAAGCUCUCCCUCCUACAGGCAUUGCCCACUUUGCAGGUGUGGAAGGAAGGGACUCGAGGGAAAAUUGUGGAUGUUAAACCCAGUAUGACUGCAACUAACUGAAAGAAAAUGAUGAUGCAGAUGAGAGCACAAGGCCUGGCUCGCCAGGCAUCCUCCCUCCACACGGACCCUUUAUCCUGGUGUGCGCACUCUGUCCUACCUUUUCAGGGUUUUAUUUUGAGAUCAUUUUAAGGUUUGUAUCUAGAAUAUGUGUAACACAUAAUUAUUAUGUGCUGAAACAACAGUAGUGACUUGCUUAGUGGAGAGUUAUGAACACAUAUUUCUAGACUUAGUGCUUGAGUAAUGUUUAAACUUUCAUGCAAAACUUUCUCUGAAUGCCAUUAAAUAAUGUUUGUGAAUAUUUUCCCCCUUGGUCUGACCUUUUAGACUAAAGAAAACAUACAAUCAAUCAUUCACAACAGAGCAAAACUUUCACACUUAAAGGAAAUAAAUU
Molecule: messenger RNA, 5367 nt
Organism: Sciurus carolinensis (gray squirrel)
Lineage: Eukaryota; Metazoa; Chordata; Mammalia; Rodentia; Sciuridae
Gene: Dusp29
Product: dual specificity phosphatase 29
Exons: 4
Coding region: 110-760 (216 amino acids)
Biological process (GO): negative regulation of MAPK cascade; protein dephosphorylation
Cellular component (GO): cytoplasm
Molecular function (GO): MAP kinase phosphatase activity; protein tyrosine/serine/threonine phosphatase activity
Source: RefSeq, a predicted model, not a curated record